Suillus bovinus is the source of this 1551-nucleotide messenger RNA. RefSeq lists its product as uncharacterized. Lineage: Eukaryota; Fungi; Basidiomycota; Agaricomycetes; Boletales; Suillaceae. The record is from RefSeq and is a predicted model, not a curated record. The transcript has a single exon. Bases 1 to 1551 code for a protein of 516 amino acids.
AUGACAUCUACCUCUACCCCUUCAGAUGCAAGCUCCACAAUAUCCAUCGAAACCAUCACAGGAAUCGUCAUUGGAGUUGCGGGAGGCGUAGCUGUGGUCGCAGUUGCAUGUUUCUAUUUGCGGUGUUGGUGGAGACGUAAAGGAAAAUGUGCGAGGGUUCGCAAGAGCGGGAGAGGAGUAGAUCCUGAAGAAGAAUUUGUGUCGGGGGUAUCAAACUUUAGCAUCCAUGAUCGACUCGAACAGUACAGUCACAGGCAACAACCAUCUGUAUCUCUCGAACCCCUCCUUCUCCCUUCUCCGCCCCAUGCUUCACAGGAUACCAUCCCGGGAGUCUCAGCUCCCCAAAUACCACUAGACUGGUCUUAUCACCCUCCCAUCCUACCCAACACAUCAACAGAUCACAACUAUUUCAGCCUCUACGACACUGACGACCCAUUCGCCCGCAUCCAAAGGGCAAUACCCCCCACAUAUCCUGCACACCACCGUGACAUGCCCGUGUCUACGCGCAGGGUAUCGCAUGAAGUACCGCUUGAACAAUAUUCCAGGCACACAGCUAAGAACCCCGGCCCAAAUUCCCCGCUUUUCAUCAAUCGCACUCUGACCCGUCACUCGGGUCCGGACUUUUUCCCAGGUCGGGCAAGCACUUUCCCGUUUUCGUCGGCAGACCCUCCCCAAUCCAUAUCUUCUCAAAGCGGAAGUGACACCAGUACUGUUCAUUUGUUUGCAGAGGCGCCUCUACCCACACCUCCACCCAAGCCGCGGAUAUCAAUUCUCAGUCCACUAGCCGAACAUACUAGUACUCCACGAGAGGUACAGCCCCAGACAGCAGGUAGCGAAGUCGACGCUUACAGCCACGAAUCCAUCUAUUCACAAGAAUCCGCACAACAUCCCUCCCAUCCUCCGGAACCCCAGCUACCAUCCCAGUCAUCAAAAAAGAGCAGAUCAUCCCAGAGAUAUUCAAGGUCGCUGACACUAUCAGACCUAAGCCCCGUUAUCGAAGGUUCGACAUCAAUGAGCGAGCCUCCCUCCAAUGAUAUCUCAGAAAUGCAGAAAAGGCCGUCUCUCACAUUCUCAGAACUCGAAAGAUCAUCUUCCCUCUCAGUCGCACUCUCUCACAACACACCCUCUACAGCCCCCGAAUUCACUUCGUUUCCCCUCCUUUCAUCUAACGAUGCAUUCAGAAAGAGCGGUUACAGCGCAUCGACAUUAUCUCCCUCGAGCAGCCGAGCGACGAGGUAUCCUUCAUUGGCAGCGUCCUCGUCUGGCUCGAAUCCUCCCUCUAAUUCAGCCACCGAGUGGCAACGUCCACCAGCAGGCCUCAGUGCGCUCACAUGUCUUCAAACAUUAGAUCUCCCAAAUCCACACGCACCAACACUGGAGAUCCCCAAAGUGCACACGUUACCCCCCGCUCAUCGACAACCACUUACAGCUGACGACGAGAAAGCACCACUCACAGCUCACCUGCGUGCGCAUUCGCCAUGCUGCGUGCCAGAAGUUGAGCAAAGAUCGAUUAUACAAUGUGGUAUUGCAAGUAUCGAUGUAACACUAUAA